Pseudophryne corroboree (corroboree frog) is the source of this 9234-nucleotide messenger RNA. RefSeq names its product melanocyte inducing transcription factor (gene MITF). Gene Ontology annotation, molecular function: protein dimerization activity; RNA polymerase II cis-regulatory region sequence-specific DNA binding; DNA-binding transcription factor activity, RNA polymerase II-specific. Gene Ontology annotation, biological process: melanocyte differentiation; regulation of transcription by RNA polymerase II. The record is from RefSeq and is a predicted model, not a curated record. The transcript is spliced from 10 exons. NCBI's taxonomy places the organism in Eukaryota, Metazoa, Chordata, Amphibia, Anura, Myobatrachidae. Bases 113 to 1603 code for a protein of 496 amino acids. Gene Ontology annotation, cellular component: nucleus.
CAUACAGAGCACAGGCAAGGACAAGCAAGUUACAGUGCAUGUCAGUACGGGGAAGAGUUGGGAGAGUCUGCUGCUUCCCAGUCACCUCUGGCUCCUUGUGAAAGCUGUAGCAAUGCAGGCAGAGUCAGGAAUCGUGGCGGAUUUCGAUGCCGGCGAAGACUUUCAUGAAGAGCCAAAGACCUAUUACGAGCUGAAAAGUCAGCCUUUAAAUUACAGCAGCUCAGCAGAGCAUCCAGGAGCUUCCAAGCCUCCACUAAGCUCCUCCAACAUGACAUCACGGAUUCUGCUACGCCAGCAACUGAUGCGUGAGCAGAUGGAGGAGCAGGAGCGUCGUGAGCAGAAGCAGCAGGCAGCUCAGUUCAUGCAGCAGAGGGUACCAGCCAGUCACACACCAGCCAUCAACGUCUGCGUGUCCUCCAGCCUGCCCGCUCCUGCCCAGGUACCAAUGGAAGUUCUCAAGGUGCAGACUCACCUUGAAAAUCCUACAAAAUACCACAUCCAGCAAGCUCAGAAACAGCAGGUGCAACAAUACCUGACAACUGCCAAACAUCACAGCAAAGCACUAAGCUUGCCCUGUCCAAACCAGCCAGGGGACCAUAUCAUGCCACCAGGACCGGGAAACAGUGCGCCAAACAGUCCCAUGGCUAUGCUGACACUUAGUACCUGUGAGAAAGAGAUGGACGAUGUUAUUGAUGACAUCAUUAGCCUGGAAUCUAGUUAUAAUGAUGAAAUUCUCAUGAUGGAUCCUGGAAUGCAAAUGGCAAACACGAUGCCUGUGUCUGCUAAUAUGAUUGACAUGUAUGGAAAUCAAGGUAUGCCUCCUCCAGGGUUAAACAUCAGUAAUUCUUGUCCUGCUAAUCUUCCAAAUAUCAAAAGGGAGCUUACAGAGUCAGAAGCAAGGGCACUGGCUAAGGAAAGGCAAAAGAAAGACAAUCACAAUCUCAUUGAGCGAAGAAGAAGAUUCAACAUCAAUGAUCGUAUAAAAGAAUUAGGAACGCUAAUUCCAAAAUCAAAUGACCCAAAUGCUGGAGGCCCAGAUUGUGACCGUACCGAAACCUGGGAUAUGCGGUGGAACAAGGGAACAAUUUUGAAAGCCUCUGUGGAUUAUAUACGUAAACUACAACGAGAACAACAGCGAUCCAAGGAGCUUGAGAACAAACAGAAAAAGCUAGAACAUGCUAACAGGCAUCUGCUGCUUCGGAUACAGGAGCUUGAGAUGCAAGCUAGAGCCCAUGGACUUUCCAUCAUGCCUUCUACUGGUCUUUGUUCUGCUGAUUUGGUGAGUCGUGUCAUCAAGCAGGAGCCCAUGAUGGACAGCUGCAACCAAGAACUUUUGCAAAACCACCACAAUCUUUCUGGCACCACCACACUGGAUCUUACUGAUGGCACCAUCACUUUUAGCAACAACAUAAGGAACAUUACGGACUCUCCCACUGCCUACAGCAUGCCCACGAAGUUGGGCUCGAAACUGGAAGACAUGUUCAUGGACGACACUCUUUCUUCAAGAGUACAUGAUGCACUUCACUCAGUAUCUCCAGGGGCCUCCAAAGGAAACAGUAGGCGGAGCAGCAUCAGCAUGGAAGAAAAUGACCACCACUGUUAGCACUGGUUGAAGGCAACUUCUUACAGACUUUCAUAAAUUGUACUAUUUUGGAGUAGUAGAUUUCUAGAGGGUUCAUUUUCAUAGAAAUUGUGCUGUUUCAUCCAUAGGCCAGCACUUAAUGCUUUGUUUUUAUUUUUAGAAUUUUGUAAAGGUAUUUAUGUAUAGAACUACAGUACUUGCUUUGCCUCCAAAGUAUUGUGCACAAUAGGCAGGAUUGAAUCCAUUUGCAGGCAAAAUCGAUUGUGAAGUCAGAUCUGUUUAAACCCACAGCCAUCUAUCAAAAAUAAUGCACCUGUCUGUGCGGGAUUGGGCUUGCAAUGCACCAUACGUCAGUACCAAUAGGGCGAUGAAUGUAUACAAACCAAAUAUCUAUUUGCAGAAGAGUAGAUUCCGUAGAGCUGCCUUAAUAAUAGAAUUGUGGGGAAUUACUUAGGAUUUCUGAUUGUGGAAAAUGUUUGCAAAGAAGAGGAUGACAAACUCCGCAAUAGGUGCUUAGUACUAUCUUUCCAGUUUGCACAGUGUAACCAAGUAGCAUUUAUUAGUAGAGUUGUAACAAAAACUGGUAAAGGUCAGUUCAACCAAUUUUUUUUAGCUUUUUCCCUUUGCAGAAAUAACUCAGGAUUUAAACAAGUUUUAUUGUCUUAUUCAGGGUUAAUUGCUGUAAUUGCUACACUAAUGUAGUUCUCAAAGGUUCCAGGGAUAGUGUCUUGUUGGCAUGGAUCUUUAAUUCAGGAAAUCUCCCCAUGUUUGACCUCUGUUUGUCCAUCUUUUAGAUCGCAUAUUCUAUAAAACGUCACAAAUGGGUGGAGCUUUAGGCCAGAACUUUUAAAAAGACUACUCCUCUGAAAACUGAAGAUUCCACUUUGGGUGGAGUUCGUUAAAAAGUUGCUAAAAUAUUGAAUUGCUUAUUACUGAGUUCUGAUCCUUCUCCCUUUGGCAGUGCCAAUCCAACUAUGCAGUCCUGCUCAAACUAAAAACAGUUCUUUUAAAUUUCUUAAAAAUUGCUCAUUGUCAUGAAUAAAAAGCACAUGUUGGUGGAUCUUUGAUAACACAAGAUCUGUCGUACAGUAGGGGCGAGGAGAGAUUUGCUGGACCGUUAAAUGCAUCAGGGGAUUAACCAAAUCCUGAGUGUGAUGACUUAGUACUGCUGUUAAGUAACUAUUUGUAGUAUAACAGAACUUAUUGAACUCCCCCCGAAAUCUGACUUCAUAUUUUGAAAUCCCAUAAUGCAGGUGCUGAUAUUCCAGAAUUACAACCUGCUGUAUUCAGUUAGUGGAGAUAGUUUUUCUUUUAGAGGUUACCUGAAUAACUGAAAUUGUUCCUACGUAACUCUUAAACUGGCCAAUGUUAAUAGAUACUCAACCUCAAAUCCAGUUAUUUUUCCUGAUCAUACUGGAAAAUAUGGACUCUGAUAUGGGGACUACUUCCAAUGGUCAAAGAUUAGUUUUCACAUGAAAUUCAAUUAAAUAUUUUUGCUGGGAUAAUAUUUGUCUAGCUCAAAUGGAUAUCCAUGCCACAAUAAGCGUCUUAAUGAAAAAUAGAAGGAGAGGUAUUGGAUAUGAAGAGUGGAGAAGUAUUACUUGUCUCUGCUACACAGGCUCCAUUUAUUGAUGAACAGUGAAACACAAGGGUCUUGGAUAGUGAUCAUAUAAAUUAACUGCCAAAGAGACAAUUUCAGCUUUUUGCUCACUGGGAUUAUUAAAUUUCAGUAAAACCAUUUAAGGAAAAAAAUAACUCUAUACUCCUCUUUUAAUAGCUAAUUUAGAAAGUGUUUACUGCUCAAAGUAUUUUUCAGGUAUGUCUCUGCAAAAUGUAUUUGCCAAUCCCCUACAUUAGCUGUCUUAAGUUGACUGUUUGUUAAGAUGUAAAACAGUUUGAAAAGACAGGUCAUUUGACAAAAGGACCUUGGAGGCAGUUGUCAAGGAGAGGUAGUUGAGCUGAGACAAAAAGGACAAGACUAGAUAAUGAAGCGAGAGCUUCUCACUUGACAUUUUUAAUAGCAUUACAUCUGAAAAUGUUUUUGUUGAAUAUAUACAUAAAUAUUUUUGAGAGUGGCUAUCCCCUUUAACUUAAUUUUAUGACAAUGGAGAAAUAGAAUUUCAACCAGUCAACCAUGCUGUAGCUUGUAGUACUGCAUUGUUUUUUACAUUUCUCCAAACAAGUUCACUUAUUUUAAUAAUUAGCAAAUUUGUUUUAUUUUGUUUUAUAAUUGUGUGUUUAUUUGACAAAUUUUGGAGGGUCAAAAUGCACCAUUUAUAUUUUGCGGUUCAUAAAAAAUAUGCAUCUUAAAAGUUGUAACAUUUUUUCCAUCCUUUUCAGUGGUUUUUCUUCCUGUUUUGUAUGUAAAUCAUAACAGAGAUAUUAGGGAAUAUUUGUAUAUUCGUUUUUGGAAAUGCCAGAAAGAGUUUCUGAAUUUUUCGGAAUUAGUGCUUCUAGAUCUUUUUGCAAAAAAAUAAAUAAAUAAAAACUAUUUAUUUUUAGAGAUAUGUUGAACUUGUUUGAAAUCUGCAUUUUUUUUUUUAAUAUCCAGUGUUCCUUUUUUUGACAAUGUGAAUAAUAAAUGCAUUUUAUGCAAUUUAUUGUGGUCUUAUCAGAAGUUGUUCUACAGUAUAUGAAGGCUAGUAUGAUAACUGUUACUUAAUGAUUAUAAUAUACAACCAUGUUGUGAAGGUAGUUUUCAUGUAUUAAUUAUUCAUUUAGACCUAUGCAAUAACAGUAGUAAGUGCAUUUUGAUCAAAAUUAGAUAUGUUAGAGGGCUGUUGUAAUUUGUAACAAGCUGGGUAUACUGAAGCCUAAUUAUGUUUUUUUCACUGUAGUUGCAGUCUCUCCUCUUGUAGUAGUCAGACUACAGUCUCAUUCAGAAUGAAGUGCCUUAAACUAUAGUCUGUUUUGUUUGCACUGACUGAAGUGUGUCUUAGUUAAACCUUAUGGAUUAGUACAGUACAAAGGUGCCAAAUGUUCUUGUCAAAACUUAUAAGUGCUUCCGAAUUAUUGUAUUGAAUUUUAUUGUGUAAUUGUCCUGAUAUAGAGGUUGUGGCCGUUUUCAAGCAGCCACUUGUAGGUUUUUUUAAUGAAUGGUUCAGUUAAAGGCGGUAUUACCUUUCCAAAAGAGCAGUAGAUAAUGACACCUGAAAUGUGAAUACUUUAGGCAACUUUCUAAGGGCAAUUUUGUGGUGGGUGGAAACUACUGUGACAUAUCAGUCAACAAACCUAGCCCAUUGCAAGAAACUCUUAAAGUUGUAACCUCUCAAUAUUAUUAUUCAAUGUAAGGAUGAAACGUGAAAACUAAAAUAAUGACAUAACACUUCAUGUAAAGAAAAUGUAUGUAGCAAUUAAAAAAAGUGAUUUAGGCUCAGGGUGUAUGCCGUGCAAAUUUUUAAUUACUCCCUAAAUAAAUGUAAUUUUCUCUUGUCUAUAACCCUUUUGUAAUGACGAUAAAACGUAGUACCAUUUAUCAUAAUUAAUAAAAAUAUUAGCAUUUUUUUAUUGUAUUUGUACUCAUUUGGGAAUUUUAAAAAAAUGCUAAUAAUUUUCCCCAGCUAAAUUAGAAAACAUUAAACUUUUUUUUAUAUUUUAUAAAUUUGCAUCUUAGAAAUUGUGGUUUUUACUUGCAAAAAUGCGUUUUUUUAGGUAUUAAAAAUAAAAACAAAUACUUUUUUUUAUCAAUCUUAUUUAUAGGUAUAUCGAAAAAUUGCUUAUUAAUCAAAAUUUGUAACAGUUGUUAUUCUGGGAUUGGUAUGUAAAGACGGUGGGCGGGAUCCCGGCCGUCAGUAUACUGACAUGGGGCUCCCGACCACCGGUAUGCCGACUCGCUGCACUCACCAUGCUGCGGGCACGGUGGCUCGCUACGCUUGCCACAGGAGUUAUUCUCCCUCUAUGGGUGUCGUGGACACCCAUAUAGGGAGGAAAUCCUGUGGUGUUGCUAGUCGGGAUUCUGGCGUCCGCAUUGUGACGUCCGUGAUCCCGACUAGCGAUAUGGUGACCGCUUCCCAUUAUUCUUCAUUUAUACAACUGAGGACAAGAGCUCGGUAUAUUUGUUAGACCUUCACAAUAUUGAUAUGGUCGUAUGAUGUUAUGUUAUCACUGAUGUUUUGCACGUCGUCACUGAUGUUAAGUCAACAUUUUUAGAGUGUCAUCACACUGUUUUUCCUGUCAAUCUGUCCCUAAUUCUAACUGUAAUCCUAAUCCUAACCCUAACAGCAACCUACACCUAAUAGAAAGCAAGUUUGUAUCAUUGUAAUGGCAACCCUAAAGCUAACCCAAAUUGAAAACUUAACCCCAAACCACAAGGAUAUGUCGCCAUUAUGACAAUGUUGACCUUUCUGAUGUCAACAUUGGUCAAUGUCGAAAUUUUGCGAUUGUUGACAUUAAUGAUAUUGGGCCAGAUGCAUAAUCGCUUGGAAAGUGAUAAAAUGGAGAGAUAUAAAGUACCAGCCAAUCAGCUCCUAACUGACAUUUUUCAAACACAGCCUGUGACAUGGAAGUUAGGUCCUGAUUGGCUGGCACUUUUUCACUCUCCAUUUUAUCACUUUCUAAGCGAUGAUGCAUCUGGCCCUCUGACUUUUUAAUAGUGAUCAGAGACAUGAGGAGUGCAUAUUGAGGACAAAUCAUAUACCAUGUGUGUUGCAGGUCAUACUAAUGUGUUUCACUUCUUAAUUAAGGUUAAAGAAACAUAUAUACAGGUCCAGUAUAGCAAAUGCUACUAAAUUAAUGCUAGUGUUUCACCCCAAAGCAAAAUAAAAAUGUAUGUGAACGAGUAACAGAUGCAGUGUUCUUGUUAACUAAAAGCUCAGGUAUAAGUAAUUACUGUAAAUUAAAUAUAGUCUGUUGCAUGAAAUAUUACAAAGUACAGUUUUUCCAGGGAAAAGAUGUGUAUAUUUUUCUAAAAAUAUUUAGUAAAAAUAAAUGUAAUUUGGGAAAGCUGGAACAGAAUCCAACAGCAUUUUGUUUUGGAGGGGAUUUUAAGGUUAAAUUGUACAUCGCAUGUACAAACACCAUGACGGGUCAUGUUAGGACUUUUUCAAUCUCCUGAUCUGUUUUGUUUUGCCAAGGCAUAGAGUAUAUUUCCUGUUAACAAUACAGCUGUACAACGUAUACAUUGUUAGAAAAUGCUUGCCUGAUAUAAGAUGACAAAAAAUAUAAUCUGAUUCGUUUAUAAUUUAAAAGUCCGUCAACUUUCAAAAUAUUUUAAUGUAUGUAAAUUAAAAAAAAACAUGUAGAGCCAAACAACUUAUUUGCAUAUGAAGCAAUAGAGGCAGGCAACAUUAAGAUGUUUUGUGUAAAAUGUAUUUUUUAUUGUAGAUAAAUGAAGAAUGUACCUCUUCACAACUAAAAAAUGCUUUAGUCUCUUGCUUAAUUUUCGAGAUUAGUACUUUCAUACAGUAUAUACUGUACACACACAGUAAUGUGAAAGAGUUCCUUUCUAAUAACCCCUUUUAAUAAAUAAAAAAUAAGUAAUUAACAUUAUACAUAUUUGUAUCCAGUAUUGGAGCAUUUUUGCUUGGCUAGUCAGUUUCGAAGGUACUGUACACUGAACCAGACAUUUGCCAUUUUGUAUUUGUCAAAUGGGAAUAUUAGCAAUUGGAUGCCUUAUAAUAUGCCUGUUAUAGUUCCCCUAGCUUCUAUAAAAGUGUUACUACAUUACAUGUAGUUUACGAAUGCCAUUACAUUCAGUUUCUGACAUCUGGUAAUUUUCUCCCAAAGCAAUCCGGUAGGUGUUAUGGCCCACAUACAUUUGCAGUCGGGUCAUCAGGGAUAUUCAACAGGUUGAAAAAUCACGAUUCCCCAAAUUCUGACCUGAAACUAGCUGGGAUCGGCAAAUGGGGGAUUUUUAACAUGAAGAAUUUCCUAGGCGGGUUGCCGAUCAUCGAUUGGCCACCAAUCAGCAUUGUACAUCCGUGGCUGCGGUCAGAUCAGGAAUCAGCUGCCAGAUAUAUGGGGCCCUUAAGCCAUUUCUCAUGAUUUACAGGAUUCUAUAACAAGGAGUGUGACGGUGACCUAGCACCAUUGGGAGGCAUGGUCGAGCCAAACCAACUGAAAGUAGCUUAGGCAGGCACAGUGGUGGAGAGAUCAAAUGCCAUAAAACUAUGUCUAGCACAUGAAUUUCUUGGUAUUAGACACAUUUUGACAAAUACAUGCUUAGGUGACAGUGUAUUUGAAAUCAUUUGGAUGUAUAUUUGGUAAAAUACUAUAAAAAUGUUAAGUGGAUAUUGUAAAUACAUGGAAAAUGUAGUUAACUAACAGACGGAAUGUGGAAUGUUAGGCCUACCUUUCAAAGGAACAUUUAAUGCAUUUCAUUUUCGUUAGUGCAUUUUGUGAGUAAUAUACUGUACCAUGGAAACCCAUUUAAUAAACACAUAGGGGUAUAUUCAAUAAGUGUCGUAAGCUGCCGUCUUGUCGGAAAGACGUGCGCUUCCGACAGAUUUAGGUCGGAAGGGGUUCCGACCUUUUCAUUAGAGGCUGUUUUUUUCCAACAAGUCAGGAAUUUCCGACUUGUCGGAAAACACGUGGAUCGGCGGAAUAGCCGCGGAUCCAUAUGCUUUUGUCGGAAACAAGGCCCUGUUUCCAACAACCUCAAUCCGACUUUUAAAAAGUCGGAUUGAGGUGAGGAGACAGGGGGAGCGGGGCAAGGGAGCGAGAGAGUACUUACCGACGGGGGCAGCUGGAGCCGCAGAUUCACAAAGACACGGCUCCUCUCUGACGUCCCCCCGGCUAGGCACCCCUCUCCCGGCAGCGCUCCCCAGCCGGCACUGAAUGCGGCUGUGUGGAUGUCUCCAGCAGCUCCCUGUGAUCUCACACAUACGAGGAGCUGCUGACAGCAGCAGCAUAGACGGGAGGGAAUGGCCAAAUCCGACACCCUAUUGAAUAGGGCUUGUAGGAUCCAUUCCGACAAAUGCAUGUCGGAAUGCAUCCGACUCUUAUUGAAUAUACCCCAUAGUCUAGAAAGUAAUAUUACAUUAUGAAUGUUUUCGGGAUGGGAUAACGUGCAAAUGGAUAACAGAUCUGAGAAUAAUAGCCUAGGUUGACGGUAAAUUAAACAGCCAACAUUUUCUUUUUGCCAAAAAAAAAAAAUAUGCAUCAAUAUUGAUAGCAAAGAUUGUAUUCACAUGCUUUUGAUCUGAAUGUAAGCAAUAACCUCGCAGAGGGUAAUCUUCUAUUCUUUUAAGAAGACCCAGACUUAUCAAGCCUUGGAGAGUGAUAAAUUGCACAGUGAUGAAGUACCGACCAAUCAGCUCCUAGCAGUCACUUUUCAAACACAGCCUGUAGCAUGGCAGUUAGAAAACUGAUUGGCUGGUACUUUAUAACCAUGCAAUUUAUCACUCUCCAAGGCUUGAUAAAUCUGGGCCCAAGUAUGCAAAGCACAAACAGACUACACUUAUUUUUUGUUUUCACAUAGACUGCACUGGAAAGAUGAUGUUUUGUUAGCACUAGAAUGUUUCGGUGACGUGGAUGAGAUUGCCUAUUGCGUUGUACUGUAACAUUUUGUUGAUGUACACAUCUGGCUGCCUCAGGCAGUGUUACUAUGUAUUUUGGUUCAUAUCCCUGUUAUGGUAUGGAUUAAUAUUAAUGUAUCCAAUGAAGAAAUGUAAACUAUUAUUGUUGAUAGAAUGAAUAAAAACCUGUUUUUUUCA